AUGUUGGGCAGCCUCUGCCUCGCACUGUGCGCGUGCUCGGCCGCCGCCGUGAGUGGCGGAGUGCUUGUCGUCGGCGGCAGCGGCCGGGUGGGCGGAAGCACCCUCAAGUGGCUGAGCAAGCUUGCGCCGUCGCUGGAGCUCUCGGUUGGCGGGCGCUCGGAGCAGAGCUUUCAGGCGGCCCGGUCACGCCUUCCGGCGCAAUGCGAGUUUGUGCAGGUAGAUUUGGACGGUGGCGACGUGGCUCUGGCCGAGGCCGUGGCCGGGAGCUCGCUCGUGGUGCACACGGCCGGGCCCUUUCAGCAGCGAACCGACCCGGCGCUGAUGCGGGCAGCGAUCAAGGCCGGCGUUCCGUAUUGCGACGUCUGCGACGAGUUGCAGCUGGCACGCAACGCCAAGGCACUGGACGCGGACGCGGCGGCGGCGGGCGUGCCGUGCGUCGUGUCGUGCGGCAUCUGGCCGGGUGUGUCGGCGCUGAUGGCGGCGGAGGCGGUCAACAAGCUGGGCGGAACGGGUGCGUGCGAAAGGCUGGAGUUUAGCUUCUUCACGGCCGGCACCGGGGGAGCCGGCCCGACGAUCGUUUCGGCCACGUUCCUGCUGCUUGCAACCAAGGUGGCCAUGUACGUGGACGGCGAGCUCGUCGAGGAGGAGCCGUGGCUCGAUCGGCAGGUCCGCGACUUCGGCGAGGGCGUUGGGGAGCACGAGUGCUACACGCUCGACAACCCCGACGUCCCCACCACCGCCGAGGCCCUCGGCAUUCAGAGCUGCGUCUCGCGCUUCGGCACGUACCCUUCGUUCUGGAAUGGCCUCUUUGGUGGGCUCAAGGCGGCGCUGCCGACCUCGCUGCUCAUGGAUCGCGGCAAGAUGCAGGGGCUCGCCAUCUUUUCGAUGCCGAUCAUCCGCGCCGUGGACGCGCUUGUGGGCGGCACCAACGCCAUGCGCGUGGACGCGUGGGGUAAGGACGGCACCAAGGUAACGCUGCGAUGCGCGCACAAGGACCUCGAGGAUUGCGUCGGCCAGGCCACGGCCGCGUUCGGGAUGGAGCUGCUGCGAGGAAAGGGCGCCACGGGCGACCCGACGAUCGGUCCCGGUGUCUGGUACCCGGCCGAGCUGCAGGCGGACGCGCGCAGCAACAUUCUGGCCGUGGCGAGGCAGAAGACGCUGGUUUGGGAGGUGUAG
Emiliania huxleyi CCMP1516 is the source of this 1176-nucleotide messenger RNA. RefSeq lists its product as hypothetical. The transcript has a single exon. The record is from RefSeq and is a predicted model, not a curated record. The coding region runs from base 1 to 1176 and encodes 391 amino acids. Lineage: Eukaryota; Haptophyta; Isochrysidales; Noelaerhabdaceae.